This is a messenger RNA of Coregonus sp. 'balchen', 22566 nucleotides long. The record is from the annotation of a GenBank genome assembly. Lineage: Eukaryota; Metazoa; Chordata; Actinopteri; Salmoniformes; Salmonidae.
CCAGUCCAAAACACUCAGAGCUCCAACAGCUCCUACUCUCUCCAGACCAGUCCAAAAAAUCAGAGGCUCCCUACUCUCUACCAGACCAGUCCAAAACACUCAGAGAGCUCCCCACAGCUCCUACUCUCUACAGGCACCAGUCCAAAACACUUAGAGCUCCCUACAGCUCCCUACUCUUACAGGGCGUCCAAAACACUCACAGCUCCUACUCUCUACAGGCCCAGUCAAAACACUCAGAGCUCCCUACAGCUCCCUACUCUCUACGGCCAGUCCAAAAACUUCAGAGCUCUCUUACUCUAUGCAGGCCAGGCCAAAACAAUCAGAGCUCUCUACUCUCUACAGGCCAGUCCAAAACACUCAGAGCUCCUUACAGCUCGUCUACUCUCUACAUGCCAGUCCAAAACACUCAGAGAUCCCUACUCUCUAAAGGGCCAGUCCAAAACAUCAGAGUCCUACAGCUCCCUACUCUCGACAGGCCAGUCCAAAACACUGUACGAGCUCCCUACAGGCUUAUCCUACUCUCUAAAGGCCCAGCAAAACACUAAAGCUCUUACUAUCUACAGGCCAAGUCCAAACACUCACGGCUCUUCUACUCUCUACAGGCCAGCCCAAAACACUCAGAGCUCCCUACAGCUCUCUACUCUCUACAUGCCAGUCCAAAACACUCAGAGCUCCUAUCUAUACAGGGCCAGUCCAAACAAUCAGAGCUCCCUACAGUCCCUAUCUCUACAGGCCGUCAAAACAAUCAGAGCUCCCUUACAGCUCCCCUACUCUCUACAGGCCAGUCAAAAACACUCAGAGCUCUCUCACCUCUUACAGGCCAGUCCAAAACACUCAGGCUCUUACUCUACAGGCCAGUCCAAAACACUCAGAGCUCUCUACCUUACCGGCCAAGUCCAAAACACUCAGAAGCCCUACUCUCUACAGGCCAGUCCAAAAACAUCAGAAGCUUCUACUCUCUGCAGGGCCAGUCCAAAAACACUCAGAGCUAUCUACUCUUACAGGCCAGUCCAAAACAUCAGAGCUCCCAACAGCUCGAUACUCUCUCCAGACCAGUCCCAAAAGACACAUCAGACGCUCCCUACUCUCUACAACCUGGUCCAAAAACUCAGCAGCUCCCGACAGCUCCCUACUCUAUACAGGCCAGUCCAAAACACUUAGAGUCCCUACAGCUCCUAACUCUCUACAGCCAGUCCAAAACAACUCAAGCUCCCAUUACUCUCUAAGGGCCAGUCCAAAACACUCAGAGCUCCACUACAGCUCCCUAACGUCUCAUACAGGCCAGUCACAAAACACUCAGAGCUCCUACAGCGCCCUACUCUCUACAGGCCAGUCCAAAAAACUCGAGCUCUCUACUAUUACAGGCCAGUUCAAAACACUCAGAGCUCUCUAAUCUUCUACAGGCCAGUGCAAAAACACUCAGAGCUCCCUACAGCUCUCUACUCUCUUGACUAGCUCCACAGAACACUCGUAGUCGCUCCCUACUCUCUGUCAGGCAGUCCAAAACAACUCAGAGCUCCACAAGCUCCCUUACUCUCUACAGCCAGUCCAAAACCACUCAGAGAAUCCCUACAGCUCCCUACUCUCUACAGGCGUCCAAAAACUCAGAAGCUCUUACUCUCUACAGGGCCAUCCCAAAACACUCAGAGCUCUCUACUCUCUACAGGCCAUUCAAGAAACACUCAGAGCUCUCUACUCUCUACCCGGUCAGUCCAAAACACUCCGAGCUCUCUAACUCUACUACAGGCGAGUCAAAACAUUCAGAGCCUCUACUCUCUGACACGGCCAGCCAAAAACACUAAGAGCUCUCUACUCUCUACAGGCCAGUCCAAAACAUCAGAGCUCCCUAUCAGCUCUCUACUUCUCAGACCAGUCCAAAACAUUCAGAGCUCUCUACUCUCUAACAGGCUAGAGUCUAAAACACUCAGAGCGCUCUACUCUCGUCCAGACCAGUCCAAAACACUCAGAGCUCUCUUACUCUCUACAGGCAAGUCCAAAAACACUCAAGAGGCCUUCUCUACUCUCUACAUGCCAGUCCAAAACAAUCAGGCUCCCUAGAUCUAUACACGCCAGUCAAAAACACUCAGAGCUCCCUACAGCUCCCUAUCUAUUUUAUCAGCCGCCAGUCCAAAACACUCAGAGCUCACUACAGCUCCCUACUCUCUAAGGCAGUCCAAAACACUGCAGAAGGUACCUAUACUCGUAUACAGGCCAGAUCAAAACAAUCCGAAGCUCUCUACUAGCUAUGGCCAGUCCAAAACACUUCAGAGCUCCCUACAGCCCUACUCUGUCUACAGGCCAGUCCAAAACACUAAGAGCUCUCUACGCUUGACAGGCCAGUCACAAAACAUUCAGAGCUCUGCUUAAUCUCUGCUAGCCAGCACAAAACAAUCGAGACUCUAUACACUAUACAGGCCAGGUUCCAAAACACUCAGAGCUCUUACAGAUCUCUACUCUUACUGCCAGUCCAAACACUCAGAGCUCCCUACUCUCUACAGGCCAGUCCAACAAACACUCAAGCUCCCCUACAGCUCCUUACCUCAUACAGGCCAGUCCAAAACAUCAGAAGCUCCCUACAGAUCCCUACUCUCUACAGUCCAAAACAAUCAGAGCCUCUACAGCUCCUACUUCUACCAGGCGUCAACACAAAACACUCAGAGCUCUCUACUCUCUACAGGCAGGCCAAAUCACCCAGAUGCUCCCAAGCAGAUUCUCUACUCUCUACCCGACCAGUCCAAAACACGACUCAGAGCUCCCUACUCUCUACAGAGCCAGUCCCAAACAAUCAGAGCUCCCUCUACAGCUCCCUAAUCUCUAAAGGCCAGUCCCCAAACACUCACAGCUCCUACUCUCUAACAGGCCAGUUCAAAACAUCAGAGCUACCUACAGCUCCCUACUCUAUCAGGCCAGUCCAAAAAACACUCAGAGCUCCCUACAAGCUCCCUAAUCUCUACAGGCCAGGCCAAUAACACUCAGAGCUACCCUACGCUCCCUAACUCUAAAGGCCAGUCCAAAACACUCAGAGCGCUCUACUCUCUACAGGACAGUUCCAAAAUCAUGCAGAGCUCUUACUACCUUUAGGGACAGUUCCAAAAAGCAUUCAGAGCUCCAGUACGCGCUCUACUCUCUAUGUGCCAGUCCAAACACUCAAAGCUCCAUACUCUGCUAAGGACAGAUCCCAAAAAACUCAGAGCUCUCUACUCGUGUACUGGCCCGUCCAAAACACUCCGAGCUCCCUACAGCUCCAUACUCCUACCGGCAGUCCAAACACUCAAGCUCUCCACUCUCUCAGGCCAGUCCAAAACAUUCAGAGCUCUCUACCUCUGCAGGCCGCAGUCCAAACACUCAGACGCUUCUACUCUCUACAGGCCCAGUCCAAAACACACAUCAGAGCCUCCUUACAGCUAUCUUUACUCUUACAUGCCAGUCCAAAAACACUCAGAGCUCCCUACUCUCUACAGGCCAGUCCAAAACACUCAGAGCUCCCUACAGACUCCUACUUCUCUACAGCACCGUCCAAACACUCAGAGGCUCCCUACAGACGACCUACUCUAUACAGUCCAAAAACAAUCAGAGCUCUACAGCUCCCUACACAGUCUCUACAGGCCAGUCCAAACACUCAGAGCUCUAUACUAUGCCAAAGGCCAGUCCAAAAAACCCCAGAGCUCCCAACAGCUCUCUAGCGUCUCUCCCGAACCAGUCCAAAACAUCAGAGCUCCCUACUUUAAAGGGCAGUCCAAAACACAGCGCUCCCUACAGCUCCCUACGCUCUACAGGCAAGUCCAAAACACUCACAGCUCCCUACCUCUAUACAGGCCAGUUCAAAAACUCAGAGCUCCCCUACAGCUCCCUACUAUCUACAGGCCAGUCAAAACACUCAGAGAUCCCUAACAGCUCCCUACUCUCUACAGGCCAGUCCAAAACAUCCGAGGCUCCUACAGCUCCCUACUGUCUAAAGGCCCAGUCCAAAACACUCAAGAGCUCUCUACUCUCUAGUGACAGUCCAAAACAUUCAGAGCUCUUACUCUCUACAGGCCGUCAAACAUUCAGGCUCCAACAGCUCUCUACUCUCUACAUGCCAGUCCAAAACAUCAGAGCUCCCUACUUUACAGGCCCAGUCCAAACACUCAGAGCUCCCUACAGCUCCCUACUUCCACCAGGCGCAGUCCAAAACACUCAGAGUACCUAUACAGCUCCAUACUCUCUAAGCCAAGUCCAAAACACUCAGAGCUCUCUACUCUCUACAGGCAGUCCAAAACACUCAGAGUCUCUACUACUCUACAGGCCAGUCCAAAACACUCAGAGCUCCCUACAGCUCUUACUCUCUACAUGCCAGUACAAAACACUCAGAGCUCCAUACUCUCCACAGGCCAGUCCAAAACACUCAGAGCUCCCUACGCUCGACCUACUCUCUAAAAGGCCAGUCAAAACACAGUCAGAGCUCCUGACAGCUCCCUACUCUCUACAUGGCAGUCCCAAAACACACAAGAGCUCUCUACUCAUCUACAGGCCAGUCCAAAACACUCGAGCUCUCUACCUCUAACAGGCAUACAGUACAAAAACAACUCAAGCUCUUACUCUUUACAGGCCAGACAAAAACACUCAGAGCCCAUACUCUCUACCAGGCCGUCCACACAUUCGAAGCCGAUCUACUCUCUCAGGCCAUCCAAAACAAUCAGAGCUCCCACAGCUCUCUAAUCUCUACAGGCCAGUCAAAAAACACUCAGAGCAUCCCUACCUCUCGUACACGCCCGUCAAAAAAGCUCGAGGCCUCCCUAACAGCUUUCCCUGUACUCUUUACAGGCCAGUCCAUAAAAUAACACUCAAGUCCUCUACAAGCUCCCUACUCUCUAACAGCCAGUCCAAAUAACACCGGCCGCUCUACUCUACAGGGCAGUCCAAAACUUCAGAGCUAUCUACUUCUACAGGGCCAGUCAAAAACACUCAGAGAGCUCUCUACUCUCUCCAGGAACCAGUCCAAAACACUAAGAGCUACUCUACUUCACAGCCAGUCCAAAAACACUCAGCGACCCCUCUCUUCUACAGGCCAGUCCAAAACACUCAGAGCUCUCCUACUCUCUACAGGCCAGUCCAAAAACACUCAGAGCUCUCUACUACAGGCCAGUCCAAAACAUUCAGAGCUCUCUACUCUCUGCAGGCAGUCCAAAACAUUCAGAGGUCUCUACUCUCUACAGGCCAGUCCAAAACAUUCAGAGCUCUCUACUCUCUGCAGGCCAGUCCAAAACACUCAGAGCUCUCUUACUCUCUUACAGUCCAGUCCAACACACUCAGAGCUCCUUACAGCUCUCUACUCUACCAUGCCCAGUCCAAAAACACUCAGAGCUCCCUAACUCUCUACAGGCCAGUCCUAAAAACACUCAGAUCUCCCUACAGCUCCCAUACUCUCUACAGCCAGUCCAAAACCACUCAGAGCUCCCUACAGCUCCCUACUCUCUACAGGCCAGUCCAAAACAUCAGAGCUCUCUACUCUCUACAGGCCAGUCCAAAACACUCAGAGCUCUUUACUUAUAUAAGGCCAGCCCAAAAACACUCAGAGCUCCCCUACAGCUCUCUACUCUCUACAUGCCAGUCCGAAAACACUCAGAGCUCCCUACCUUCUACAGGGCCAGUCCAAAACACUCAGACUCCCUACAGCUCCCUACUCUCACAGGCAGUCCACAAUAAACUCGAGCUGCUACAGAUCAUACUCUCUACGGCCAGUCCAGAAACAACAGAGCUCCCUACAAGCUCCCUACGCUUACAGGCGCAGUCCCAAACACUCAGGAGCUCUCACUCUCUACAGGCCAGUCCAAACAUCAGGAGCUCUCUACUCUCUACAGCCAGUCCAAAAAACUCAAGAGCUCCCUACUCUAUACAGGCCCAGUCCAAAACAUUUCAGAGUCUCUACUCUUGGCAGGCCAGGUCCAAAAAACAAUCAGAGCUCUUACUCUAUACAGGCCAGUCCAAAACACUCAAGAGUCCCUACUCUUACAGGCCAGUCCAAACUUCAGAGUCUUCUACUCUCUGCAGGCCAGUCCAAAACACUCAGAGCUCUCUACUCUCUACAGGCCAGUCCAAAACACUCAGAGCUCCCAACAGCUCUCUACUCUCUUCCAGACCAGUCCAAAACACUCAGAGCUCCCUACUCUCUACAGACCAGUCCAAAACACUCAGAGCUCCCUACAGCUCCCUACUCUCUACAGGCCAGUCCAAAACACUUAGAGCUCCCUACAGCUCCCUACUCUCUACAGGCCAGUCCAAAACACUCACAGCUCCCUACUCUCUACAGGCCAGUCCAAAACACUCAGAGCUCCCUACAGCUCCCUACUCUCUACAGGCCAGUCCAAAACACUCAGAGCUCUCUACUCUCUACAGGCCAGUCCAAAACACUCAGAGCUCUCUACUCUCUACAGGCCAGUCCAAAACACUCAGAGCUCUCUACUCUCUACAGGCCAGUCCAAAACACUCAGAGCUCCCUACUCUCUACAGGCCAGUCCAAAACAUUCAGAGCUCUCUACUCUCUGCAGGCCAGUCCAAAACACUCAGAGCUCUCUACUCUCUACAGGCCAGUCCAAAACACUCAGAGCUCCCUACAGCUCUCUACUCUCUCCAGACCAGUCCAAAACACUCAGAGCUCUCUACUCUCUACAGGCCAGUCCAAAACACUCAGAGCUCUCUACUCUCUACAGGCCAGUCCAAAACACUCAGAGCUCCCUACAGCUCUCUACUCUCUACAUGCCAGUCCAAAACACUCAGAGCUCCCUACUCUCUACACGCCAGUCCAAAACACUCAGAGCUCCCUACAGCUCCCUACUCUCUACAGGCCAGUCCAAAACACUCAGAGCUCCCUACAGCUCCCUACUCUCUACAGGCCAGUCCAAAACACUCAGAGCUCUCUACUCUCUACAGGCCAGUCCAAAACACUCAGAGCUCUCUACUCUCUACAGGCCAGUCCAAAACACUCAGAGCUCCCUACUCUCUACAUGCCAGUCCAAAACACUCAGAGCUCCCUACAGCUCCCUACUCUCUACAGGCCAGUCCAAAACACUCAGAGCUCUCUACAGGCCAGUCCAAAACAUUCAGAGCUCUCUACUCUCUGCAGGCCAGUCCAAAACACUCAGAGGUCUCUACUCUCUACAGGCCAGUCCAAAACACUCAGAGCUCCCUACAGCUCCCUACUCUCUAUAGGCCAGUCCAAAACACUCAGAGCUCCCUACAGCUCCCUACUCUCUACAGGCCAGUCCAAAACACUCAGAGCUCCCUACAGCUCCCUACUCUCUACAGGCCAGUCCAAAACACUCAGAGCUCUCUACUCUCUACAGGCCAGUAGAACUGAUGUUUUGCCAGUUUAAUUGCCUUGCAGAGUGAGUAGCUACACUGUUUGUAUUCUGCCAUAUUCCCAGUCACCUUGCCAUGGUUAAAUGCGGUGGUUCGCACUUUCAAUUUUGCGCGAAUGCUGCCAUCUAUCCACGGUUUCUGGUUAGUGUAGGUUUUAAUAAUCACAGUGGGACAACAUAUCCUAUAGACUUCCUGAUAAACUCAGUCACCGUUUCAGUGUAUUUGUCAAAAUUAUUUUCGCAAGCUACCCGGAACAUAUCCCAGUCCGCGUGAUCAAAACAAUCUUGAAGCGUGGAUUCCGAUUGGUCAGACCAGCGUUGAAUAGUCCUUAGCACGGGUACUUCCUGUUUGAGUUUCUGCCUAUAGGAAGGGAGGAGCAAAAUGGAGUCAUGGUCAGAUUUGCCGAAAGGAGGGCGGGGGAGGGCCUUGUAGCCACCCCGGAAGUUCGAAUAGCAAUGGUCAAGGAUUUUAGCAGCCUGAAUACAACAGUCGAUAUGUUGAUAGAACUUCGGCAGCCUACUCCUUAAAUUUGCUUUGUUAAAAUCCCCGGCUACAAUGCAGCCUCAGGAUAUAUGGUUUCCAGUUUGCAUAAAGUCCAGUGAAGUUCUUUGAGGGCCAUCGUAGUAUCGGCUUGAGGGGGGAUAUACACGGCCGUGACUAUAACCAAAGAAAAUUAUCUUGGGAGAUAAUGCGGUCGGCAUUUGAUUGUGAGGUAUUCCUGGACGGGUGAACAGGAGGACUUGAGUUCCUGUAUGUUACUACAAUUACACCACGAGUCGUUAAUCAUGAAACACACACCUCCGCCCUUCUGCUUCCUGGAGAGAUGUAUUUCUGUCUGUGCGAUGAACUGAGAACCCAUCUGGCUGGACCGAUUUCGACAGAAUAUGCCCAGAGAACCAUGUUUCCGUGAAACAAUCCUUGCCCUGAGCUCGUCGACCUUGUUAUCCAAAGACUAAACAUUAGCGAGUAAUAUACUUGGAAGCGGUGGGUGGUGUGCGCGCCUCCUAAGUCGAACCAGAAGGCCGCUCCGAGUGCUUCUCCUCCACCGGCGAUGUUUUGGGUCAGCCGCUGGAAUCAGUUCGAUUGCCCUGGGGAGAGCAAACAAAGGAUCUGCUUCGGGAAAGUCGUAUUCCUGGUCGUAAUGCUGGUGAGUUACCGCCGCUCUGAUAUCCAAUAGUUUUUCCCGGCUGUAUGUAAUGAUACAAAACACUUUCUGAGCUAAUAAUGUAAAAAAUAAUACUUAAAAAAACAAAAUACCGCAAAGUUUCCUAAGAGCUAGUCGCAAGGCCGACGUCUUUGUUGGCACCAGGUCAGAGACUUGUCCCAAAGCCACUCCUGCGUUGUCUUGGCUGUGUGCUUAGGGUCGUUGUUCUGUUGGAAGCAGGUUUUCAUCAAGGAUCUCUCUGUACUUUGCUCCGUUCAUCUUUCUCUCGAACCUGACUAGUCUCCCAGUCCCUGCCGCUGAAAAACAUCCCCACAGCACAAUGCUGCCACCACCAUGCUUCACCAUAGGGAGGGUGCCAGGUUUCCUCUAGACGUGACGCUAGGCAUUCAGGCCAAAGAGUUCAAUCUUGGUUUCAUCAUACCAGAGAAUCUUGUUUCUCAUGGUCUGAGAGUCCUUUAGGUGCCUUUUGGCAAACUCCAAGCGGGCUGUCAUGUGCCUUUUACUGAGGAGUGGCUUUCAUCUGGCCACUCUACCAUAAAGACCUGAUUGGUGUGCUGCAGAGAUGGUUGUCCUUCUGGAAGGUUCUCCCAUCUCCACAGAGGAACUGUCGAGCUCUGUCAGAGUGACCAUCGGGUUCUUGGUCACCUCCCUGACCAAGGCCCUUCUCCCCCAGAUCUGUGCCGCGACACAAUCCUGUCUCUGAGCUCUACGGACAAUUCCUUCGACCUCAUGGCUUGGUUUUUGCUCUGACAUGCACUGUCAACUGUGGGACCUUAUAUAGACAGGUGUGUGCCUUUCCAAAUCAUGUCCAAUCAAUUGAAUUUACCACAGGUGGACUCCAAUCAAGUUGUAGAAACAUCUCAAGGAUGAUCAAUGGAAACAGGAUGCACCUGCGCUCAAUUUUGAGUCUCAUAGCAAAGGGUCUGAAUACUUAUGCAAAUAAGAUAUUUAUGUUUGGGUUUUUUUUUAUCUAAAAACAUGUUUUUGCUUUGUCAUUAUGGGAUAAUUGUAUCUAUUUUAGAAUAAGGCUGUAACGUAACAAAAUGUGGAAAAAGUCAAGGGGUCUGAAUACUUUCCGAAUGCACUGUAUAAAACCAAAGAAAGCACAGAAGACAAGGAGACUGAGGAAGAUGUUAGAAAAGGGUGGAGGGAAAAAGAGAGCAAGAUAGCAUUUGUAGAUAUUAUGAGGCCCCUGAGUUUUCCCUGACUACAUGACUUGACCAAGAAAAACUCCUGGACCUAUUCUAGAGGAUCUAACUUGGGGUCCAGCGUUUUUCCUGGUCCGGUUUUGUGGCCAUGAUAAAGGGCCCUACAGUAUGCACAGGUGUAGGAUCUUAAUUUUGCCGGUUUCUCCCAGCAGGAAAAUAAUGCUCCAUCAACAGGAAAUCUGCAUUUUUCUGUGAAUUAUAAUUAAUGGACAUUUUUGUAGGGAUUGAUACAUGUUUUGUUAGGGCAAAUGAAGUCUGACAUUUUAAAGUGGAAAUUAAAACUUUAGAAGCCUUUUUAAACCUUGAAUACACUGCAAGAAAUUUCCUGCAACAACAGGGUGAUCAAAUUAACAUCAUACACCUGUAUAUAUUAUGAAGUCCAGUGCACUGUAAGUCUACCUGUUGGAGUUCACUGUCAGGCCAAACUGAUACGACAGAUAGAAGAUAGAGAUGAAGAAGCAUGAAGAAAGGAUACAGAAUAUCUGUAGGGGAUAGAGAGAUGGAGAUAGAGAUAUAAAUAAACAUGGAGAUACAGGCUGAAUGCAUUACUUCACCGUCCGAGUAUCAAAGCCAGGUCAGCUACACAACUCAAUACUGAGUCAGCCCUCUGAGCUAAUACUUAUAUUCAGGUCUAAGGCAUGAUUAGUCAUCAUGCGAGGGAAGUUCACUUAAAAAUCUCCCCUAUAUAUGUUACAUAGAGAUAGUGAUGCAGAGAUAUGUCUAUUACUAUUUCAGAAUUUAUAUCACAUUAUGCUUCCUUUAGAGGUCAAUGUCAGUACGUGGGUAUCUUUCUCCUCUCUCUCUCUUUCUCCUCUCUCUCUCUCUCUCUCUCUCUCUCUCUCUCUCUCUCUCUCUCUCUCUCUCUCUCUCUCUCUCUCUCUCUCUCUCUCUCUCUCUCUCUCUCUCUCUUUCUUGCUAUCCCUCUCUCUCUAUUCCUCCCUCUCUCUUUUCUGUCUCUAGCAGGAGGGAAGAAUAGUCAAUUGGACUAAUAAAAAAAACUGCUUGUGUGUGUGUAGUAUCUCAUGGUGAUGAUGUCUUAAUGAUAAAUCUGCUGAUGCGGGUGUCUGAUAGCUGGUGGGAGGAGAGUGCUGUGGUCAGUGGCUCACUCUGCUGCAGUUGGUUUCCUGGAAAUAUGAUUUAGGCUGAUUAUGUAUAUUUCCUUCCUCUCCUCAUUUUCAGUGCCUUCAGUUUUUUUGCUUUUUUUGACUAUUAAGGCUGUGUGCUGCCUUGAAGUAUUGUAUAAUAAAAUAUUGUUACAACUCAAACCUCUCUCUAUCUGCCCCCUCACCUCUUCCUCUUCCUCACUCUCUCUCUUUCUCUCUCUCUCUCUCUCUCCUCAGAGACCGGAGUGAUAGACCCAGUGCUUAUAGAGCGUUAUAACACUCCAGGGUUCGUAGGCUGUCUGUCACGUGUCCAGUUCAACGGAGUCGCACCCCUGAAGACUGCCCUAAGAAACCCUGUAGCAGACAGACCGACAGACAGACAGCCAGACAGACCGACAGACAGACAGACUGUGCCAGUGUCGUACCAGGGUAAACUGGUAGAAUCUAACUGUGGAGCAUCACCUCUCACCAUCCCACCAAUGUCUGCUGUCACCGAUCCUUGGCGCCUGGACUCAGGUACGAUACACACACACACACACACACACACAAACAUUUCUGCAGGAAAAGCAGGUACACACACCACACACACAUUCUCAUAUUGGGGAUGCUGCAGUCUUCCUUGUGCUCCAGUGGGAUGGUUGUCUCUGUCUCUGGUCAAUAACAUCUAUUGAUCCAGGAGCCACAAGCAAAACGCACAGUCAGCUGACAGAGCAAAUAUGUCAGUCUAUCUAUUUCUUCUCUCUCUCUCUCAUUAGCUUACUACACACCCAUCAUAACACUCUCCAUGUCGUCUCUCUCUCUCUCAUUAGCUUACUGCCAGUCUGUCUGUCAUAACAAUCUCUCAUCCACCCACUCUCUUCUCUCCCUCUCGCUCUCUCCACUUGUCUACCUGACAGAUCUGUCCAUCAAGAGGGAUAAAAGCCUAUUAGUGGGAGACUGGACAGCUUGGCCUGGUGUUUUUGAUUCAUUGCUCUGUAGUGUGUUUACAGUUCAAUGGAAGGCAGUGGUGUGUGUGUGUGUGCGCGUGCGUGCGUGCGUGUGUACAUGUGCCUGGUGUGUGUGCACGUGUGCGUGCGUUGUGUGUGGGUGUAUUACAUUUACAUUUUAUUCAUUUAGCAUACCCUCUUAUCCAGUGCGACUUACAGUUACUGCAUUCAUCUUAAGAUAGCUAGGUGAGUAUAGCUGUCUAGCUGAUGUGAUAUCUGUGUCUCCAGGUGCAGAGUUCCCAUUCAACGAGGAGAGAGUGAUCCCAGAUGGAGUCAACAGGAACUCAGCCAUUAUAGGAGGUACGUGCAGUAAGGCCUGUAUUCAGAUGGAUCUUAUCUUAAACUAACAUGUACGACAGAGACAUGACCCUCUGCCAGGUCCAGAUGUCAUCUUGAUGUUGAUCUAUUGGAAUUCAGUUGUCUCCAAAUGUGUUUCCCAUGGGCCUACAUGAUGUCAACAAAUUAUGUAUUUGAUUCAGUAACAUUCUGCUCCAACUUUAACUGUCUAUCAAUAUCCAUUCUAUCAAUAUCUAUCAAUAUCCAUUCUAUCAAUAUCCAUUCUAUUAAUAUCUAUCAAUAUCUAUCAAUAUCCAUUCUAUCAAUAUCUAUCAAUAUCCAUUCUAUUAAUAUCUAUCAAUAUUCAUUCUAUCAAUAUCUAUCAAUAUCCAUUAUAUCAAUAUCUAUCCAUAUCCAUUCUAUCAAUAUCCAUUCUAUUAAUAUCUAUCAAUAUCCAUUAUAUUAAUAUCUAUUCUAUCAAUAUAUAUCAAUAUACAUUCUAUCAAUAUCCAUUCUAUCAAUAUCUAUCAAUAUCCAUUCUAUUAAUAUCUAUCAAUAUCCAUUCUAUCAAUAUCUAUCAAUAUCCAUUCUAUUAAUAUCUAUCAAUAUCCAUUCUAUCAAUAUCCAUUCUAUUAAUAUCUAUCAAUAUCCAUUCUAUCAAUAUCUAUCAAUAUACAUUCUAUCAAUAUCCAUUCUAUCAAUAUCUAUCAAUAUCCAUUCUAUUAAUAUCUAUCAAUAUCCAUUCUAUCAAUAUCCAUUCUAUCAAUAUCUAUCAAUAUCCAUUCUAUCAAUAUCCAUUCUAUAAAUAUCCAUUCUAUCAAUAUCUAUCAAUAUCCAUUCUAUCAAUAUAUCAAUAUCCAUUAUAUCAAUAUCAAUUUGAUCAAUAUCUAUCAAUAUCAUUAUAUCAAUAUCUAUCAAUAUCAUUAUCAACAACAUUCUAUCAAUAUCUCUCAAUAUCCAUUCUAUCAAUAUCCAUUCUAACAAUAUCCAUUCUAUCAAUAUCUUUCAAUAUCCAUUAUAUCAAUUUCCAUUAUAUCAAUAUCAAUUUAAUCAAUAUCUAUCAAUAUCAUUCUAUUAAUAUCAUUAUCAACAUCUAUUCCAUCAAUUUCUCAAUAUCCAUUCUAUCAAUAUCCAUUAUAUCAAUAUAUAUCAAUAUCCAUUCUAUCAAUAUCUAUCAAUAUCCAUUCUAUCAAUAUCCAUUCUAUCAAUAUCUUUCAAUAUCCAUUCUAUCAAUAUCUAUCAAUAUCCAUUCUAACAAUAUCAUUCUAUCAAUAUCUAUCAAUAUCCAUUCUAUCAAUAUCUAUCAAUAUCCAUUCUAUGAAUAUCCAUACUAUUGUGGUCCUCUGUAGCUCAAUUGGUAGAGCAUGGUGCUUGUAACGCCAGGGUAGUGGGUUCGAUCCCUGUGACCAUCCAUACGUAAAAAUGUAUGCACACAUGACUGUAAGUCGCUUUGGAUAAAAGUGUCUGCUAAAUGGCAUAUUAUAUUAUAUCAAUAUCUAUUCAAUCAAUAUCUAUCAAUAUCCAUUCUAUGAAUAUCCAUACUAUGAAUAUCCAUUCUAUCAAUAUCCAUUCUAUCAAUAUCUAUCAAUAUCAAUUAUAUUAAUAUCCAUUCUAUCAAUAUCCAUUCUAUCAAUAUCUCUCAAUAUCCAUUCUAUCAAUAUCCAUUCUAUCAAUAUCUAUUCAAUCAAUAUCUAUCAAUAUCCAUUCUAUCAAUAUCAUUCUAUCAAUAUCUAGCAAUAUCCAUUCUAUCAAUAUUCAUUUUAUCAAUAUCUAUCAAUAUCAAUUCUAUAAAUAUCUAUAUCUAUCAAUAUCCAUUAUAUCAAUAUCAUUCUAUCAAUAUCUCUCAAUAUCCAUUCUAUCAAUGUCAAUUCUAUCAAUAGAUAUCAAUAUCCAUUCUCUCAAUAUCCAUUCUAACAUUUAGCAGACGCUCUUAUCCAGAGCGACUUACAGUUAGUGCAUACAUUAUUUUUUUAUACUGGCCCCCCGUGGAAAUCGAACCCACAACCCUGGCGUUGCAAACGCCAUGCUCUACCAACCGAGCUACAUCCCUGCCGGCCAUUCCCUCCCCUGCCCUGGACGGCGCUGGGCCAAUUGUGCGCCGCCCCAUGGGUCUCCCGGUCGCGGCCGGCUAUGACAGAGCCUGGAUUCGAACCAGGAUCUCUAGUGGCACAGCUAGCACUGCAAUGCAGUGCCUUAGACCACUGCGCCACAAUAUCCAUUCUAUCAAUAUCCAUUCUAUCAAUAUAUAUCAAUAUCAAUUCUAUCAAUAUCCAUUCUAUCAAUAUCCAUUUGAUAUAGAAAUUAAAAUAUAUACAGGUUAAAAGUAAUGACUAAAUGUUCCACCCUUAAAUAUAUGUUCUUGUUUUAAGUAUGAUUAGUACUUUCUUAGUAGUGACUAAUUAUUACACUCCGAAACUGUGUGAGAUGUGUUAGAAUCUACUACCUGGUAAUGUGUGAGUGUAGGACCAGUAAAGAUUAUGACAUUGUGCUACAUUUUAGCAAUGUGAGUAAGAGUUAGGCCAGACAACAAAGGACAAGGAGAACUGUCUACAGGCAACUGAGAAACCAAGAUAAAGAGGCCUCCCAAUUUAGGGAGGAGAGAGACUAUGAAAAGAAAAUGUGUGUGUAUGUGUGUGUAUGUAUGUGUGUAUGUGUGUGUGUGUGUGUGUGUGUGUGUGAACUGAUGGUCAGGAGAGCAGUUUUAAAGUGGAAGACUACAGCCCACCUACAGAGGGGUGGUAUUUUCGUAUGACGUGUGCGUAUAAAAAUAUUGUACGACCAUUUUGUGGCAGAAUUCUCAAUGAAUAAACAUCUCUGACUAUGCAGACCGGGACUCUGUCCGUUUCUUUAUCCAAAAGCAUUACAACCUUUUGGGAGACGCACAGAGACACUGAAAUAGUUUGUUAAAUAAUUCUCAUAACAUCAUUCUAUCAAUAUCUAUCAAUAUCCGUUAUAUCAAUAUCCAUUCCUUCAAUAUCUAUCAAUAUCCAUUCUACCAAUAUCAUUCUAUCAAUAUCAUCAAUAUCCAUUCUGUUAAUAUCCAUUCUGUCCGUGUCUACCAAUAUCCAUUCUAUCAAUAUCUAUCAAUAUCCAUUCUAUGAAUAUCCAUACUAUCAAUAUCCAUUAUAUCAAUAUCUAUCAAUAUCCAUUCUAUCAAUAUCCAUUCUAUCAAUAUCUAUCAAUAUCAAUUCUAUUAAUAUCCAUUCUAUCAAUAUCCAUUCUAUCAAUAUCUAUCAAUAUCCAUUAUAUCAAUAUCCAUUCUAGCAAUAUCUAUUCUAUCAAUAUCUAUCAAUAUCCAUUCUAUCAAUAUCUGUCAAUUUCAUUAUAUCAAUAUCUAUCAAUAUCAUUCUAUCAAUAUCCAUUCUAUCAAUAUCUCUCAAUAUCCAUUCUAUCAACAUCCAUUCUAUCAAUAUCUAUCAAUAUCCAUUCUAUCAAUAUCUAUCAAUAUCAUUAUAUCAAUAUCUAUCAAUAUCAUUAUAUCAAUAUCCAUUCUAUCAAUAUCCAUUCUAUCAAUAUCUAUCAAUAUCCAUUCUAUCAAUAUUCAUUCUAUCAAUAUCUAUCAAUAUUAAUUAUUUAAAUAUCUAUCAAUAUCCAUUUUAUCAAUAUCUAUCAAUAUCCAUUCACAAUAUAUAUCAAUAUCCAUUCUAUUAAUAUCUAUCAAUAUCUAUUCUAUCAAUAUCCAUUCUAUCAAUAUCUGUCAAUAUCAAUAUAUAUCACUAUCCAUUCUAUCAAUAUCAAUAUCUAUCAAUAUCAUUCUAUGAAUAUCUUUCAAAAACAUUCUAUCAUUAUCUGUCAAUAUCCAUUCUAUCAAUAUAUAUCAAUAUCCAUUCUAUUAAAAUCUAUCAAUAUCCAUUCUAUCAAUGUCCAUUCUGUUAAUAUCUAUCAAUUUCCAUUCUAUCAAUAUCUAUCAAUAUUAACUAUUUCAAUAUCUAUCAAUAUCCAUUCUCUCAAUAUCUAUCAAUAUCCAUUCUAUCAAUAUUAAUUAUAUCAAUAUCUACCAAUAUCCAUUCUAUCAAUAUCAUUCUAUCAAUAUCUAUCUAUAUCCAUUCUAUCAAUAUCUAUCAAUAUCCAUUCUAUCAAUAUAAUUCUGUCAAUAUCUAUCAAUAUCCAUUCUAUCAAUAUUAAUUAUAUCAAUAUCCAUUCUAUCAAUAUCUAUCAAUAUCCAUUCUACCAAUAUCAUUCUAUCAAUAUCUAUCAAUAUCCAUUCUCUCAAUAUCCAUUCUGUCAAUAUCUAUCAAUAUCCAUUCUAUCAAUAUCAUUCUGUCAAUAUCUAUCAAUAUCCAUUCUAUCAAUAUUAAUUAUAUCAAUAUCCAUUCUCUCAAUAUCUCUCAAUAUCCAUUCUAUCAAUAUCUAUCAAUAUCCAUUCUAUCAAUAUUAAUUAUAUCAAUAUCUAUCAAUAUUCAUUUUAUCAAUAUCUAUCAAUAUUGAUUAUAUCAAUAUCCUUUCUAUCAAUAUCUAUCAAUAUCCAUUCUAUCAAUGUCAUUCUGUCAAUAUCUAUCAAUAUCCAUUAUAUCAAUAUCUAUCAAUAUUCCUUCUUUCAAAAUCUAUCAAUAUCAAUUUUAUCAAUAUCUAUCGAUAUCCAUUCUCAAUAUAUAUCAAUAUCCAUUCUAUUAAUAUCUAUCAAUAUCUAUUCUAUCAAUAUCCAUUUUAAUCAAUAUCUAUCCAUAUAUAUUCUAUCAUAUCUUCAAUAUCCAUUAUUUCAAUAUCUAAUCACUAUCCAUUCUAUCAAUAUAAAUAUCUAUCAAUAUCAUUAUAUGAAUAUCUAUCAAAAACAUUCUAUCAUUAUAUGUCAAUAUCCAUUCUAUCAAUAUCUUUCAAUAUCCAUUCUAUCAAUAUCUAUCAAUAUCCAUUCUACCAAUAUCAUUCUAUCAAUAUCUAUCAAUAUCCAUUCUAUCAAUAUCUAUCAAUAUCCAUUUCUAUCAAUAUCCAUUCUAUCAAUAUACAUACUAUCAAUAUCCAUUCUAUCAAUAUCUAUUUUAACCAUAUCUAUCAAUAUCCAUUCUAUCAGAAUCUGUCAAUAUCCAUUCUGUCAAUAUCUAUCAUAUCAAUUCAAUCAUAUCCAUUCGAUCAAUAUCUAUCAAUACAAUUUUAUUAAAUAUCUAUCAAUAUCAAUUUUGUCAAUAUCCAUUCUAUCAAUAUCUAUCAGAUCCAUUCUAUCAAUAUUAAUUAUAUCAAUAUCUAUCUAUAUUCAUUCUGUCAAAAUCUAUCAUAUCCAUUCUACUCAAAUAUCUAUCAAUAUCCAUUCUAUUAAAAUAUAUCAUAUCCAUUCUAUCAAUAUCCAUUCUAUUAAUAUCGAUCAAUAUCUGUUCUUUCAAUAUCAUUCUAUCAAUAUAUUUCUAUCAUAUCUAUAAAUAUCCUUCUAUCAAUAUCUCAUAUCUAUUCUAUCAAUAUCUGUCAAUACCAUUAUAUCAAUAUCUAUCAAUAUCAUUCUAUGAAUAUCUGUCAAAACAAUUCUAUCAUUAUCUGUCCAAUAUCCAUUCUAUCAAUAUCUAUCAAUAUCUAUUCUAUCCAUAUCCAUUUUAUCAAUACUCCUUCAAUAUCCCAUUCUAUCAUAUCUAUCAAUUAAUGCUAUCAAUAUCCAUUCUAUCAAAUAUCUAUCAAUUCCUUUCUAUCAUAAAAUCCAUUUUAUUAAACCCCAAAACAUUCUUCAUAUUUUUAUCAUUCAUUCAAAAAUUCUUCAAAAUCCAUUCUAUAAUUCCAUUCAUCAAUUCUAUCAAAAUCCAUUCUUCAAAUAAAUCCUUUCUAUCAAUUCAAUUUCUAAAAAUAAUAUAAAUAUCCAUUUCUUCUUCCUUCUCUUUUAGCAAUUUUUACCCAGCCCUUUACAUUAGUCUACCUUUUUUUUUUAUCGGCCCCCUGAACGACCCCCCCCCCGCGUUAAAAGAUGCUCAAAAUACUCCCGCCCCUUCCCCCCCCCCCCUGGCGGCCCCUUUUUGGCCCCCCCCGGGGCUCCCCCGGGGGCCCUUGCAAUGUUUCGCCCCGGGGUCUCUUCCCCCCCGCAAUGCAGGCCUUGGACCAUGGCCACUACCAUUCAUCUAUCCAUCAAAAUUAUAUCAUAAAAAUUUCAUCUCCAUUCUAUCAAUAUUUUAAUAAAAAUUAAAUAUAUACAAGUUAAAAGUAUGACUAAAUGUUCCACCACCCUUAAAUAUAUGUUCUUGUUUUAAGUAUGAUUAGUACUUUCUAGUAGUGACAAUUAAUUACACUCCGAAACUGUGGUGAGAUGUGUUAGAAUCUACUACCUGGUAAUGUGUGAGUGUAGGACCAUAAAGAUUAUGAACAUUGUGCUACAUUUUAGCAAUGUGAGUAAGCGAGUUAGGCCAGACAACAAAGGACAAGGUAGAACUGUCUACAGCAACUGAGAAACAAGAUAAAAGGCCUCCCAAUUUAGGGAGAGAGAGACUAUGAAAAGAAAAUGUGUGUGUAUUGUGUUGUAUGUAUGUGGUGUAUGUGUGUGUGUGGUGUGUGUGUGUGUGGUGAACUGAUGGUCAGGAGAGCAGUUUUACAAGUGGAAACUACAGCCCACCUACAGAGGGGUGGUAUUUUCGUAUGACGUGUGCGUAUAAAAAUAUUGUACGACCAUUUUGUGGCAGAAUUCUCAAUGAAUAAACAUCUCUGACUAUGCAGACCGGGACUCUGUCCGUUUCUUUAUCCAAAAGCAUUACAAACCUUUUGGGGAGACGCACAGAGACACUGAAAUAGUUUUGUUAAAAAAUUCUCAAAAACAUCAUUCUAAAAUUCUAUCAAUCCUUUAUAUAAAUAUCCCCCUUCUUCAUAAAUUCCUUUUCAAACCAAAUUCAUUCUAUCAAUAUCUCAUAUCCUUCUUUUAAAUACCAUUCGCCCGUCCUACCAAUAUCCUUUCUAAAAUACUACAAUACCUUCUAUGAAUUCCAUCUAUCAAAUCCUUUAAUAAAUAUCUACAAUCCUUCUAAAAUACCAUCUAUAAAUAUCUAUCAUAUAAAUUCUAUUAAUAUCCUUCUAUCAAUAUCCUUCUAUCAAAAAUCAUCAAAAAUCCUUACAAUUCCCAUUCACAAUAUCUUUUUCAAUCUUUCUACAACCCUUCUAUCAAUACUUCAAUUUCAUUUACAAAAUUUUCUAUCAUUUCCCAAUAUCCUUCUAUCAAACCUUCAAACCCCUUUAUAAAUCCAUUCUUAAUAUCUAUCAAUAUCCUUUCAAAUAAAUAUUUUAUCAAUUCUUUUAAUCAUUUUAUCUACAAUAUCAUCCCCAUUUUUAAAUACCCCUUCUUAAAUAUCUAUCAAUUAUUUUUAAUAUUCUUUUCUAUCAAUAUCUAUCAAUAUUUAUUUAAUAUAAAAUACCUUUUAAAAUAUCUAUCAAUACCCUUCCCCUAUCAAUCCAUUCUUUUAAUAUUUUAAAAAUACUAUUUUCAAUCCAUUCUAUCAAUACCCUUCAAUCAAAAAUUUUCCCAAAAUUUUCUUCAAACAUUCUAUCAAAUCUUCAAAAAAUUUUUUUAAAAAAAUUUAUCUUUACCCCAAUUCCCUUAAAAUUAUAAUACUUUUAUCCUUCUUUAAAAAAUUAUCAAUAUCCCUUCUAUAAAUUCCAUUUUUUUUAAAUAUCAUCUUUUCCCCUUCACCCAAUUCUAUAAAAUUAAUAUUAAAUUCUACAAAUCCUUCCCUAAAUAUCUUCAACCCCAUUCAUCUUUAAUUUAUCAAUAUCUAAAAUUCCCAUUCUAAAAUAUAUUCUUAAAUAUCUAUCAUAUCCAUUCAUCAAUUUUAUAACCCAUUCAAUCAAAUUUUUCUUCCAAAUUCUUCUACCCAUUCUUCAAUAUUUUUUCAAUCCAUUCUUAAUAUCUAUCAAAAACCCAUUUCUACCAAUAUCAUUCUUCAUUCUAUCAAUAUCCAUUCUUCAAUAUAUUUUAAAUAUCAUCUUCAUCUAUCAUUAUCUGUCAAUAUCUAUAUAUCCAUCUAUCAUUAUUAUAUCAUUCCUAUCUCCAAUCUCUCAAUUCCUUCUAUCAAUAUCUAUCAAUCCAUCUAUCAAUAUUAAUUUCAAUAUCUAUCAAUAUCAUUUUAAUCAAAUCUAUCAAUUGAUUAUAUCAAUAUCCUUUCUAUCAAUAUCUAUCAAUAUCCUUCUAUCAAUGUCAUUCUGUCAAUAUCUAUCAAUAUCCAUUAUAUCAAUAUCUAUCAAUAUUCCUUCUUUCAAAAUCUAUCAAUAUCAAUUUUAUCAAUAUCUAUCGAUAUCCAUUCUCAAUAUAUAUCAAUAUCCAUUCUAUUAAUAUCUAUCAAUAUCUAUUCUAUCAAUAUCCAUUUUAUCAAUAUCUAUCCAUAUAUAUUCUAUCAAUAUCUAUCAAUAUCCAUUAUUUCAAUAUCUAUCACUAUCCAUUCUAUCAAUAUAAAUAUCUAUCAAUAUCAUUAUAUGAAUAUCUAUCAAAAACAUUCUAUCAUUAUAUGUCAAUAUCCAUUCUAUCAAUAUCUUUCAAUAUCCAUUCUAUCAAUAUCUAUCAAUAUCCAUUCUACCAAUAUCAUUCUAUCAAUAUCUAUCAAUAUCCAUUCUAUCAAUAUCUAUCAAUAUCCAUUCUAUCAAUAUCCAUUCUAUCAAUAUACAUACUAUCAAUAUCCAUUCUAUCAAUAUCUAUUUUAACCAUAUCUAUCAAUAUCCAUUCUAUCAGAAUCUGUCAAUAUCCAUUCUGUCAAUAUCUAUCAAUAUCAAUUCUAUCAAUAUCCAUUCGAUCAAUAUCUAUCAAUAUCAAUUUUAUUAAUAUCUAUCAAUAUCAAUUUUGUCAAUAUCCAUUCUAUCAAUAUCUAUCAAGAUCCAUUCUAUCAAUAUUAAUUAUAUCAAUAUCUAUCUAUAUUCAUUCUGUCAAAAUCUAUCAAUAUCCAUUCUAUCAAUAUCUAUCAAUAUCCAUUCUAUUAAAAUAUAUCAAUAUCCAUUCUAUCAAUAUCCAUUCUAUUAAUAUCGAUCAAUAUCUGUUCUUUCAAUAUCAUUCUAUCAAUAUAUAUUCUAUCAAUAUCUAUAAAUAUCCAUUCUAUCAAUAUCUCAAUAUCUAUUCUAUCAAUAUCUGUCAAUAUCCAUUAUAUCAAUAUCUAUCAAUAUCAUUCUAUGAAUAUCUGUCAAAAACAUUCUAUCAUUAUCUGUCAAUAUCCAUUCUAUCAAUAUCUAUCAAUAUCUAUUCUAUCAAUAUCCAUUUUAUCAAUAUCUAUCAAUAUCCAUUCCAUCAAUAUCUAUCAAUAUCCAUUCUGUCAAUAUCCAUUCUAUCAAUAUCCAUUCAAUCAAUAUCAUUCUGUCAAUAUCUAUCAAUAUCCAUUCUAUCAAUAUCUAUCAAUAUCCAUUCUAUCAAUAUCCAUUCCAUCAAUAUCUAUCUAUAUCCAUUCUGUCAAUAUCCAUUCUAUCAAUAUCCAUUCUAUCACUAUCCAUUCUAUCAAUAUCUAUCAAUAUCCAUUCUAUCAAUAUCUAUCAAUAUCCAUUCUAUCAAUAUCCAUUCUAUCAAUAUCUAUCGAUUUCCAUUCUAUCAAUAUCUAUCAAUAUCCAUUCUAUCAAUAUCCAUUCUAUCAAUAUCUAUCAAUUUCCAUUCUAUCAAUAUCCAUUCUAUCAAUAUCUAUCCAUUUCCAUUCUAUCAAUAUCUAUCAAUAUCCAUUAUUUCUAAAUCUACUUCUUCGUCUCUGCCCUCAGGUAUCAUUGCCGUGGUGAUUUUCACUAUCCUGUGCACGCUGGUGUUCCUGAUUCGCUACAUGUUCCGUCACAAGGGCUCCUACCACACCAAUGAGUCGAAAGGGGCGGAGCCAGCCAGUGGAGAAUCAGCUGACACCACCAUCAUCUGCGCCGAAACCAACCCGGAAACCAUUGAUGAAUCAAAGAAAGAGUGGUUCAUCUAACUGCCAAUUGAAAGACAGAUGAGAAGUGGAGAGUUGGAUGUUCGUCUGUUGACCAAGCACAGGAGAGAUGGAUGGAAACGUUGUGUCCCUACUGGAUGGUGGAGGGAUUGGAGUGGGUGAAAGGAUGUGUACAGAAAUCAGAUUUCUUUUCAUAACUGCAGAAGAAAGACGAGACAGUCUAUUGGAAGGUUGCGUUGAGAGUUGAGAGACUAAAUCUGUACAUAGUCUUUCUUUGUAUUGUGUUCAGGCAUUUCCAAGAGUCCUUUGAAUACAGAAUAGUUAUAUAACAGCAGAUCUGGAUCAAAUACAUUCAAAUACUUUAGGUUUUUAGAAGUGCACUUGAUUUAGUUUGGAGUUUGCACCGUUAGGACUAUUCUAUUGUUCCCAUUGUACCAGGCAAACUAAAUCAAGCACAGCUCAAGUAUUUGACCUAUGUAUUUGACCUCUGUAUAAUAAUAAUAAUUGAUCAUAUGCUAGCAAAGACUUGUUUGUUUGAAAGAUUAUGCCAAAUCAUCUGUUUUGGCAUUUCUGUUGGUCAUGCUUACAUGUCCAUGAUCCAUAUCCACUCCAACAUUAUUUCUCAAACCAAUCCAUAAGGUGUUACCAGAGAAACAUGGAUGCCAAAAGUCCAGCUGUAAAUACGUGUUAUUUAUAAAUAUAUUUUAUUUC